GACCGGCGCUUGACAGAAGAGCGCCACAAACCCUGUUGUGUUGUGUGUAACAAAAAAAAAAGAUAAAUAAAAUGCGUUUUGAAGACACAUUGUUGCUCCGAAAAUGACUGAAAACUCGGUUUUAAUGCUGAAGGGCCUUCCGACAGCUUGGGACACAGUGACUGCUGCACUGGUAUCUCCAUCCACACCCCCUGUUCCUGACGAGGCAGUUUCUGAGGCACUGACCUUGCUGUGUACGAAAGGAUUGGGUCAGUAUGUGGAAGGUUGGUUGCUGGAGACACUGCAGGUUUCUCUGGUGUCCGAUGUGGCUCCGGAGUUCUGGCGCGGACUUCAGAAGCCGGAUGUAGAAUCGCAGGAACAAGACAGAGCCAAAGCACUUCUGGAAGUCUUUAGGACCCUGCUCCGACGGCUCCAGCCUUUCCUCUGUGGUCUUGAGCGACUCGGCUCGUGGCAAGACGAGGGUCGAGCAGGUCUAGUCGGACCCGGAGCACACGGUCUGCGAGAGAGAGCCUUCUCCACCAUUCGUGCCAUCCUCCUGUUUUCUCCACCUCCAGUGCUCCAGCAGCGCGUCCUCGAGUUCUAUAGCCGCACCUUUUCCGUGUACAUGAGCCAGAUCGGGGAGCAGGUCGAGCCUGACGAGGUGGCGGCAGAGAGUGAUGUGAACGGCACGUGCACGGGUUGCACCGCCACACCGCAGGUCUGCUGGUGCCAAGACGCUCUGCAGCAGCUGCAAGAGUUUAGUCAUAUACUCUCCAGACUGCAGCUGUUGGAAAGAGUAAGCUCUGAAGCAGUAACCAACAUUUUGCACCGCCUGAUCGAGCAGAGGAUGGAGCAACGCUGCAGAGGCGAAUAUGAAAGAUCCUUCCUGUCAGACUUCAAUGAUUGGUUGGAGCAGGUUCUCGGCUGGCUCAGCAGGGUCUUUGCGAGCGAGGUCGGCGAAGCCAGCACCAGCUCUUUGCUAACAGAUGGAAAGCUAGAUUAUGUUGGUUGUACCAUCCUCCAGCGCUGGCGCUGUCAUAUGCAGCAGUUCUUCUGCCGCAUCUACGUCAACAUGAGGAUUGAGGAGCUUUUCAGCAUCAUUCGAGAUUUCCCAGAAUCCACUCCUGCUGUUGAAGACCUGAAGUUCUGUCUGGAGCGGACCAAUCAAAGACAGCAGCUGCUCACCUCUCUCAAAUCUGCUUUUGAGACACGUCUGUUGCAUCCAGGAGUUCACACAUCUGACAUCAUAACCGUCUACAUCUCCGCUAUUAAAGCUUUACGGGAACUUGACCCCUCCAUGGUCAUCCUUCAGGUGGCCUGCCAACCCAUUCGCAAAUACCUAAGAACUCGCGAGGACACGGUGCGUCAGAUUGUGGCGAGUUUAACAGGCGACACUGAGGGCUGUAGUGAGUUAGCCAGCGAGCUCUCUCGGGCCGACCCUGUUACCCUGGAAACACAGGAUAGUGAGGAUGAGGAAAGUGAUCCUGAGGAGUGGACCCCUGACCCCACUGAUGCCCUCACAGAUAAAACAGGCUCCAAGCGGCGCUCCUCAGACAUCAUCAGUCUUCUGGUGAGCAUCUUUGGGAGUAAAGAGAUCUUCAUUGAUGAAUACAAAACUGUGCUGGCAGACAGGCUUCUGCACCAACUCAACUACAACACAGCCAGGGAGAUUCGGAACGUGGAGUUGCUGAAGCUGAGGUUUGGAGAGUCCCACAUGCACUACUGUGAGGUCAUGCUGAAGGACGUGGCGGAUUCCCGGCGGAUUAACACUAACAUUCACGAAGAGGAGGCUCGCCUGCCUGAGGAAGAGCAGCCUCCGGUUCCUCUGUCCGCCAUGAUCCUAUCCUCAGAGUUCUGGCCUAAGCUAAAAGAGGAGAAGCUGGAACUUCCUUCUGCCAUCUCCAAAUCCAUGGAGACUUACACACACCGCUUUGAAAAGCUCAAAGCUAUGAGGACUCUAAGCUGGAAACCUCACCUGGGUUCAGUAACUCUGGACAUAGAGCUGGAAGACCGCACUCUUACCAACCUCUCUGUGUCUCCUAUUCAUGCUGCUAUCAUCCUGCACUUCCAGGACAAGGGCACAUGGGCCCUGGAUGAGCUGAGUGGAGCUCUGGGCGUGCCCCAGGAGCUCUUGCGUAGAAAGCUAGCACUGUGGCAGCAGCACGGCGUUAUCCAGGAGGAGUCUACGGGCCGAUACAGCAUCCUCGAGAAGGCCUCGAGUCGGGAACGUCCUGACCAAGGCAUCAUGCUCAUCGACAGCGACGAGGAGGGAGACUCCAACACCACCACGCAGUCUGAGCAAAGGGAGGAGAAGCUGCAGUUGUUCUGGGCCUACAUUCAGGCCAUGCUGACCAAUCUGGAGAGCAUGACCCUGGAGAGGAUUCAUUCCAUGCUGCGCAUGUUCGUGGCUACAGGGCCCGGGGUCACCGAGAUGGACGUCAACGAGCUGCAGGCUUUCCUACAGAAAAAAGUGCGAGAUCACCAGCUGAUCGUCUCACUCGGAGUCUACAGACUGCCCAAAACUACUCAGUAGACAUGAACAGACAAAAUGCAGCUGGUUGGGUUUUUUGUUUUUUUACCAUAAAUAAUAAACUGCUGAAUUGUUUAUCA
Messenger RNA from Silurus meridionalis, 2589 nucleotides. RefSeq names its product anaphase promoting complex subunit 2 (gene anapc2). The transcript is spliced from 14 exons. Bases 104 to 2512 code for a protein of 802 amino acids. Lineage: Eukaryota; Metazoa; Chordata; Actinopteri; Siluriformes; Siluridae. Gene Ontology annotation, cellular component: anaphase-promoting complex. The record is from RefSeq and is a predicted model, not a curated record. Gene Ontology annotation, molecular function: ubiquitin protein ligase binding. Gene Ontology annotation, biological process: ubiquitin-dependent protein catabolic process.